UAAGCGCACUCGCACUUGCCCAAAUGCUUAGACGAUUCUCACGCCUUCAUCUGCGCCGUCGCCGCUCCAACCCUCGUCGCUUCAUGGCUUCUCCCCCUCUCUCCUCCCCAUUCGCCUUCUCCGGCGGAGAUGGAACCGCUGUCCUCGCGCCCCAGCCAGAUCCGCAAGCCGGAACCCCGCAGGGCGAAGACGUGGACCCUGCCCCUCCUGCAGCUGGGGAAGACGCGGAGUUCGGCUUCCAGAGGCCGGAAUUCGGGACGAAUCCGUUGGUCGGGACGGUCCAGCCCUACGAUCGGCACCUGUUCCUCUGCUACAAGUCGCCUGAGGUGUGGCCUCGGAACGUUGAGGGGUCGGACUCCGAUCGCUUGCCGAGGUUACUGGCGGCGGAGAUCAAAGCUUCUAAUUCUUCGAUCGAUAAGAAGACUCGUCUCACCGUUUGUCAAGGAGAGGAUGGCACUGAUUUCUCAAAUGGUGAUGUGCUGAUCUUUCCAGAUAUGAUAAGAUACAGGCAAUUGACACAUUUUGACGUUGAACCUUUUGUUGAUGAAGUGCUUAAGAAAAAUUCUGAGUGGACUCCUAAACCAUCUGAGCCACUUUCAGGUUCAUAUAUCUUUGUAUGUGCUCAUGGAAGUCGAGAUCGCAGGUGCGGUGUUUGUGGUCCUGUUCUAAUUAAACGAUUCCAAGAAGAGAUAUCAUCACGAGGUCUACAAAGUGAAGUAUUUAUUAGCCCUUGCUCUCACGUUGGUGGUCAUAAGUAUGCUGGCAAUGUCAUCAUAUUUAGUCCAACUGUCAGUGAAGCAGUGUCCGGACAUUGGUAUGGAUAUGUGACUCCGGAGGAUGUGCCUACAUUGCUUGAGCAGCACAUUGGAAAAGGCAAAAUUGUAGAGCAUCUUUGGAGGGGACAAAUGGGUUUAUCUGAGGAAGAACAGAAAGCCACGCUGAAUCUUCUUAAGGUCCAGCUCAACGAGGGACUAGAUGAAAACAGAAGGAAAGAGUACACUAAUACCUCUGUUGAUGGUGGCAACAAUGCUGCAACACCUGUUGCCGGCUGCUGUCAAGGGAAUCCAAAUGCUACUUGCUGCCAAGUCAUGCCAACGGAAAAACUCAUAGUGAGCAAAACAGAAAACGAAAGCACUCAAGUGAUAGUGCGGGAGAGUGACAACAAAUUGUGUGAUGCCAGUAACAACCAUGGUCCACGCGCCAGGAAGCUCUACAAGCUGCCUACCUGGUUUGAGAGUUGGGAACGAGAGGAUGCCUAUGCUGCUGCUGCUGUAGUUGCAGCCAUUGCCUCUGUUGCAGUUGCUUAUAGCUACUAUAGGCAACCAAGAUGAGAGGAUCGUUCGUUGAGCCAUCUGUUGGUGGCAUAACUGUGUUUUUGUUGUGUUUUGUUUCGAGGCAGUAGGCUAUGCCUUCGUCAUAGAAAUAGUAUGUAUGUUGGUGUGUGAGUGCUAUAGCAUGUUUGAAGUCGCAUACUCUCAGAUAUUUAGCUUUAGAACACUAUGAAUUCAAAUGCAAUAUGAAUGGUUGGGCUCUGAUGUUAACCUUCCAA
Molecule: messenger RNA, 1549 nt
Organism: Zingiber officinale
Lineage: Eukaryota; Viridiplantae; Streptophyta; Magnoliopsida; Zingiberales; Zingiberaceae
Exons: 5
Coding region: 24-1331 (435 amino acids)
Source: RefSeq, a predicted model, not a curated record